AUGAGACGUGGAAGUGAAAGCACCAUGCUGUUGUCUUCUUCGUUGCGAGGAGCGCAACAAGUGGUGCUGCUGUUUGCUGCGAUGAGCUUGUUGGGCCGUUGUGGCUCCAAUGGCGGAUUGUUAAUGGCGAACGCGAAGAUCACCGAGUACAGAUGGGACGUGUCGCACCAGUUCAAGUCGCCGGAUUGCUUCAGGAAGCUGGCCAUCACCAUCAACGGCGAAACGCCCGGCCCGACCAUCGACGCGCAGCAGGGCGACACCGUCGUCGUCGUCGUCAACAACAGCCUUCUGACGGAGAACGCGGCCAUCCAUUGGCACGGCAUCCGUCAGAUCGGCACGCCUUGGUCCGACGGCACCGAAGGCGUGACGCAAUGCCCCAUCAUGCCUGGCGACAGCUUCGUCUACAGAUUCGUCGUCGAUCGUCCGGGGACUUACCUCUACCACGCACACUACGGCAUGCAAAUGUCUGCCGGCCUGUACGGCGUCAUCCGCGUCACCGUGCCGGACGGCACAGUCGAACCCUUCGCCUACGACUUCGACCAUAGCCUCUUGCUCAAUGACUGGUGGCACCAGAGCACCUACGAGCAGGCGGCCGGCCUCUCCGCUGUUCCCUUCGUGUGGAUCGAGGAGCCUCAGUCUCUGUUGAUUAACGGAAGAGGCCAAUUCAACUGCGCCCUCGCUGGAGCCACCGAUGUCUGCCACACCAACGCCCCAGAGUGCUCCCCUUACGUCCUCUCCGUCGUCCCCGGCAAGACUUACCGCCUCCGCAUCGCCAGCCUCACCGCCCUCUCGGCCCUCAACUUUGAAGUCGAAGGCCACAACAUGACCGUGGUGGAGGCCGACGGCCACUACGUCAAACCCUUCGUCGUCAAGAACCUUAACAUCUACUCAGGCGAGACCUACUCGGUCCUCAUCACCGCCGACCAAGACCCCUCCCGCAACUACUGGCUCGCGGCCAACGUCAUCGCCCGCCAGCCCCGCACGCCGGCCGGCACCGGUAUCCUCAAUUACCUCCACGGCUCCCCCGACAAGAAGCCUCCCACCGCGACUCCCGCCGGCCCUAUGUGGAACGACACCGAGUACAGGUUAGCGCAGAGCACGGCCCUGCGCGCGCACCCUGACCACAUCCUCCCACCUCCGGCGACCGCCGACCGCAUGAUACUGCUCCUCAACACCCAGAACCUCAUCGACGGCCACACCCGGUGGGCGCUCAACAACGUCUCCUUCAACUUCCCCCACACCCCCUACCUCAUCGCCAUGAAGCAAAACCUCAGCGACGUGUUCGACGAAAGGCCCGCCCCCGAGACCUACGACUACAAGCACUACGACAUCUACAGCCCUUCCAGCAACCCCAACGCCACCGUCGGAACGUCCAUCUACCGGUUCGAGUUCAAUUCGACGGUGGAUGUGGUCCUCCAGAGCGCCAACAUAUUGAAGCCCAACAAGAGCGAGACCCACCCGUGGCACAUGCACGGGCACGACUUCUGGGUGCUCGCCCAUGGCAUGGGACGGUUCGACCCGGACGUUGACACGGCCCGGUUCAAUUUGGUUGACCCGAUCCUGAAGAACACAGUCGAUCUCCAGCCAUUCGGAUGGACCGCGAUCCGGUUCAAGGCGGAUAACCCGGGUGUUUGGGCAUUUCAUUGCCACGUCGAGUCUCAUUUUUACAUGGGCAUGGGAGUGGUGUUCGAGGAGGGGAUUGAUCGGGUGGGGGAGCUACCUGAAUCGAUUAUGGGUUGUGGAAAAUCUAAAUUGCCAAAAAGAUCUUGAUUCAAUUGGGGUUUAUUGAGAAGAAUAAGUUCAAUCUUAAUAGAUA
Zingiber officinale is the source of this 1816-nucleotide messenger RNA. RefSeq names its product L-ascorbate oxidase-like. NCBI's taxonomy places the organism in Eukaryota, Viridiplantae, Streptophyta, Magnoliopsida, Zingiberales, Zingiberaceae. Gene Ontology annotation, molecular function: oxidoreductase activity; copper ion binding. The transcript is spliced from 5 exons. The coding region runs from base 1 to 1770 and encodes 589 amino acids. Gene Ontology annotation, cellular component: extracellular region. The record is from RefSeq and is a predicted model, not a curated record.